CCCUCGCCGUCUCCCGCUCGCUCGCGGAGGCAGAGGCAGGCCGCCCGCCGGCCCUCGCGGCGCGCCAUGUCCCGCUCCAACCGGCAGCGCGAGUACAAGUGCGGCGACCUGGUCUUCGCCAAGAUGAAGGGCUACCCGCACUGGCCCGCCCGGAUCGAUGAGAUGCCAGAGUCCGCUGUGAAAUCGGCUUCCAACAAGUACCAGGUCUUUUUCUUCGGGACCCAUGAAACGGCGUUUCUGGGACCGAAGGACCUCUUCCCGUACGAAGAGUGCAAGGGGAAAUUUGGGAAGGCCAACAAGCGGAAAGGCUUCAGCGAAGGCCUCUGGGAGAUAGAGCAUAACCCCACCGUCAAGGCAUCCGGGUACCAGCCAACCCAGAAAAAGGGCCCCACGGAGGACGCGGGGGCCGAGCGGGAGCCGGAAGCAGGGCAGAAGAAGGAGACCCCCGAAGGGAGCAGCGACGAGGAGGGGAACCUGGUAAUUGACGAGCAGUCCAAGGAGAAGAACGAGAAGGCCGGGAGCAAGAGGAAAGCAGAGGGGGCCCUCCUGGAGGACUCCUCCCCAAAGCGCGCCAAGGAGAGCGAGGACCAGGAGGGCGCUGGGGGGGAGAAGCCCAAAGGCUGUGAGGGAGACGCCCCCAAGGAGCCGGAGAAGCCCAAGAAGCAGCAGCCCAGCAGCCUCCUCCCAGAUGGCGGGGAGAAGGAGGAGAACAGCAGCCGAGCCGCUGAUGCGCCGGCAGGAGGCGAGGGGAAGGAGGAAGCCUCCGAGGAAGAGGACGAGGAGGAAGAGGACGAGGAGGAAGAGGAAGAGGAGGAGGCCAGCAGAGACCACAAGGAGAGCCUGUAGCCGGCCGACCCGACCUGCUCUUCUUCUCCUUCUCCGGACCCAAUCCCGGCCUGCUGGCAGUUUCCCUGGGUGCUCAGAACCAGACUCCGACCCGCUGCCUGUGCCACUCGUGGGGAGGGGGGUCAGGAGCCACAUUUCUGCGGAAGGAAAUUGCUCUGCCCAGCCGCCUCUCUCUCUC
Messenger RNA from Lacerta agilis (Sand lizard), 1024 nucleotides. It is a transcript of the gene HDGF, whose product is annotated as heparin binding growth factor. Gene Ontology annotation, molecular function: transcription coregulator activity; double-stranded DNA binding. Gene Ontology annotation, cellular component: nucleus. Lineage: Eukaryota; Metazoa; Chordata; Lepidosauria; Squamata; Lacertidae. Gene Ontology annotation, biological process: regulation of transcription by RNA polymerase II. Bases 67 to 846 code for a protein of 259 amino acids. The record is from RefSeq and is a predicted model, not a curated record. The transcript has 6 exons.